AUGAAAUCAACGAAGAAGAUCUUAACCAGUUACAUGUUUCAGAAUAGGAAAAUGGGACCAAAUUGCGUCAACUACCAGAACUUAACUAUUACCCCAGUUUUAGCCACAAAACUACUGGAAAUAUCUAAUGCAAUAAGAAGCAAACUAGCCCUAGGCAUGGAAAAAGGAAAAGGCGGCACUCCUUUACCGAAGGCCUACGGAAUGUUAAGAUUGCAAUGGGACGAAGAAUUGGCAACGUUCGCUCAAGUCUUGGCAAAUCAAUGUGUUUUAAGACAUGAUAUGUGCAGAGCUUCAAGGCAAACAGCCGGUCUAGUGCGGUAUACAUUUCCAGAUUGGAACCCCAUGACAAAAGUCCUUCCAGAGGACGAGGGUACUGCACCAGGUCUCAACCAAGCCAAGUUGAUAUACGCGAUCAAACAGAGCACCAAGUCUUGGUACAUCCAAAAAGCAUCGGUUACACCCGAAAUGAUCACUAAAUACCCAGAUUGGUUACAACAUCCAACAAGACAAGCGGGGAAAUUAUAUCUGGAAAUGAUUACCGGCCACGCGACCCACAUGGGUUGUGGAAUAUCAGCAUACGAGGAAUACACCUACAGGAAUAACUACGCUGCUUUGAACUAUAAUGCAACUUCUCCUAAACAGAAGCUACGUUCGUGUAAUGGUAAAAACUGCGUGCCAGCAAUUGUUUUAUUGCCAAUAAUUGCAAUGGAAGACGCGCCGCCUACUAUAUUAACACAAAACAGAUUCAAUAAUGACACCAUAGAUGUGACAGGCAUUUUUGAAAAUUUCAACAACGAUAAAACUAAGAAAAAUUCUGCCAUAAAAGAGGCUAACCAACGUAACGACUUCGAAGAGAUGCUACGUGAGGCCAGCAGUAAUUUGCAACAAGCGGGAUCACAAACAAACAAUGAACCGUCGUGGAAAACGCAAAAUGUAUACGUUGCGAAAACCCCUUUGAUAUCACGAACUGAACUUCAGGCACAAUCUAUUCAUAAAGGCCUUGAUCACGUUCGACCGAGCGCGAAUAAAAAUGCAAGAAAAAGCUUAUUUUCAAAGGUUCACAAAUUUGAAUUACCCAUAAAAACACAAAUUAAAAAGGAUGUACAACCGAGAAAAGAUUUUUCAAAAGUACAAAAACUUGUGAAAACGUAUCUGAGUACAAAAAGGAAUUCCGAUAAAACACUAUCAAAUAACGAGCAAAAGAUCAAUAGACGUGUAAAUAUACAAUCUUUGAAUUUAAGUGAUUUGAAAGCAAAAGUAAACACAGCUGAUGCAGAGAAACCAAUUUCACAGCGCUAUCAAAUAUUUAAGGAUAAUCUCCAUGACGAUAUUGUAAUUGACAAUAAUUCCAUCUCUAAUUUAUAUUUAAAAACAUCCAAUGAAGAUACUGAUAAGAAACUUAUGUAUUUACUAGACAAUUUAGAACAAGAAGUUAAUCAUAUUAACCUGAAUCAAACUGAAAAGGAAAUUUUGGAUGACAAAUUGAGAAAAAUAUACGGACGCAUAAGCAAUAAACCAAAAGAUUUUAUAUCAUCUAAAAAGUUUAAAGAUGCUAACGAAGUUGAAAAAAGUGAUUUUCUUAAAUUUGAAAAUACUGUAAAUGAGCAUUUGUUAAACGAGAGAAGAAAUAAUGCUAAAAAGCAUGUGGGUGAUAUUUUCAAAGGAGAUAUAUCUAAGCGACGUUUAAUUACUGAUAGUAAUCAUUUAGAUGUGCAUAAACGAUUGUUAAUCAAAGAAAGAAACAGUAAUGAGGACUUUGGACCUUUAAAGAAACGGUUAGAGAAGCCCAUCAAUGAAAAUGAUUAUAACAUUUAUUCUGAUUUAAAAUAUAUUAACAGAAUACUUUCUAGAAACCGAAACGCUCUUGUGGAAUACGAUGAUCGAUACAGCAAAAAAUUACGUGAUUUAAUUAGCAAUGGAAAUUUUGAUGAAAAUCUAAACAGACGUGAUUCCAGAAUGCCCGACUUGCGAGAUGAAAAAUAUGCAUAUAAAAACUACAAUGAAAUAAGGCAGAAAAAUUAUUAUCCAAAUCAUUUAGACAGUGAAAGUCAAAUGAGUUACGAUAGACGAAAGUAUUACCAGGAAAAAAUAAAUUAUUUAGAACAAAAACUACAAAAAGCAAGAAGCCGACGGCGUCAUAACAAACCCGAUGGAGAUCGUCAAUUACGACCUGUUCAGCCUGAUAGACCAAUGCAGACGAAAACUGAAAAAAACGUUUUCUAUGUGCCGGAUAGGGCCCGAAGUGUUCAUGGAUUUUAA
This is a messenger RNA of Parnassius apollo (apollo), 2259 nucleotides long. The record is from the annotation of a GenBank genome assembly. NCBI's taxonomy places the organism in Eukaryota, Metazoa, Arthropoda, Insecta, Lepidoptera, Papilionidae.